Molecule: messenger RNA, 1398 nt
Organism: Rhodamnia argentea
Lineage: Eukaryota; Viridiplantae; Streptophyta; Magnoliopsida; Myrtales; Myrtaceae
Product: peptidyl-prolyl cis-trans isomerase FKBP20-2, chloroplastic
Exons: 7
Coding region: 108-875 (255 amino acids)
Molecular function (GO): peptidyl-prolyl cis-trans isomerase activity
Source: RefSeq, a predicted model, not a curated record
UUCAUCUUCAUCGUGCAAUUCUGCUUCAUCUUUCAUUUCUCGGACACGUUCCUGCACAUACUCCAGAAAAUCCUCAACCCCCUCCUCUCUUCCCAGAAGAAAAAGUUAUGGUCAUUUUCUCAGUCUCACUAGUCGCUCCCACGCCAAACCUCCAAGACAGGACUUUUUCGACGUCUGCUGUGUUAACUUCAUCGUGUGAAAAGCGGGAAAGACAUAGGUUAUUGUACAAACAGAAGGAUGAGGGAUUGCAGGAUGCGAAUGUUUUGCUGCAUGAGGAGAGGAUGAAACGGAGGUUCCUGCUGUUCCUUUCGGUUUCUUCGGUCUUCUUCCCAACUUCAUCUUCCACUGGAAAGACAAAGAGUAAAAACCCGUAUGACGAGAGACGCUUGUUUGAACUCAAUAAGCGGAUACAGAAGGAAAAUAAUGCACCUGAAGACUUCCCAAGUUUCAUCAGAGAAGGUUUCGAAGUGAAGGUGGUAACUUCAGAUAAUUACAUUAAGAGGGACUCAGGACUUAUAUAUCUGGAUUUUGAAGUUGGUACAGGUGACUGUCCAAAGGCUGGUCAGCAGGUAACUUUUCACUAUAUUGGCUACAAUGAGUCGGGAAGACGUAUUGAUAGCACCUAUUUACAAGGUUCUCCCGCUAAAAUCCGUAUGGGCACCAAUGGUUUAGUUCCAGGAUUCGAGCAGGGAAUACAAGAUAUGAGACCGGGGGGAAAGAGGAGAAUCAUUAUUCCUCCAGAACUUGGACCACCAGUGGGACCUUCCACGUUCUUUAGCUCAAAGCAGUUUGAAGUUUUUGAUGUCGAAUUGUUGAGCAUCAAGGAUUGCCAAAGGAGGACCAUAGGUUUCUACUCCGAUGUGGUGUGCACUUGAAUGGAGGCAUUGUGUGUGCAGCCUUGUGGUUUCUUUAUUGAGUCUUCCUGCAGAACAGAUCAGGAAUUGAGCAUGUGCUAUCUGAUCCUUUGUGCUCUCAUCAAGAGUGCUAGCGGACCAUCCCGCUUCCAUGAACAAGAAGAUUGUUUUACGGGGCAUCCUAUUUUGAUUUGCAGGAUGAUCUUAAUUGGAAAGUUGAGACUAAACAGAACACAACAGCUGACAGCUGUAAUUGGUAAAAGCAUGGUUAAGGAAAUAGGUUAAUUUUAAAACAUUGCCCUUUUCCCUCUCUCUGGACUGGAAGGAAAUAGCUUACGGUAAUGCUGAAAAUAUGACCAUCGAUGAAACUUUGUCUGAGCUUUUGCUUUUGUAUUAAACAGAUUUUGUUUAGUUUUCAUUUUAGGCAUCCUGUAGGGCUUCAGAUAUCAAACAUAUUCUGACAAGAAGCAUCAAAACGAGUGGUCUCUACCAUUUACAGGAAUUCUCAUAGUACGAGGAAGAUCGUAGCACUCUGUUUAUCCUA